Scylla paramamosain (green mud crab) is the source of this 768-nucleotide messenger RNA. RefSeq lists its product as uncharacterized. The record is from RefSeq and is a predicted model, not a curated record. NCBI's taxonomy places the organism in Eukaryota, Metazoa, Arthropoda, Malacostraca, Decapoda, Portunidae. The transcript has 2 exons. Bases 1 to 768 code for a protein of 255 amino acids.
AUGAGGUUGUCUGCUCUCUGCGCGCCUUAUAUGCACCUCACACGGGAUCAGAACGAGCUACGCACUAUGGGCGGAGAUGCUGAUUGGCUGCUUUGUCGAGUGGCUCGGUCGGGGGAGCCUCUGCUCCUGGUCUUCGAAGGAAAGGCACUGGCGUCCCAGGAGGAAGUGGAAAUUUUAGGGGUUACCUACGACAGGAAGCUGACCUUCAAAUCCCACAUCGAGCGACUCGCCAGAGAGGCUUCAGGUAAGCUGGCAUCCCUGAGAAGGAUGUCAUGGCUGCUUGACGGCGAGGGGCUUCAGACUCUCUAUAAGGCGCAGGUUCGCUCGUCCCUGGAGUACGCAUGCCUCGCGUGGGGCGGCGCGGCACGCAAACACCUCGCCCUCCUCGACAAGGUCCAGGGCCGUACAGAGAGGUACAUCAGGGAAAGCAGCAGCGCGCAACAACAUCCAGGACUCUGCAGUCUUCAGCACCGCCGUGAUGUGGCGGGCCUCACGGUGAUGUUCAAGAUACAUCAGCAGCGGGUCCAUCACCUUCAGCCUCUCAGGCAGUCCCUUCGGCGGGCACAGGUGGACACAAGAUCAGUCUCCCGAGCUCCCGCCGAACUGUUACAGCCCCGCUGCAGAACGUGGCACCACCAGAGGCAAUUCAUCAACACUUAUGUAACCUGGUGGAAUGGACUGCUUGCCUCACAGCCACGCCUGGACAACAUGACACUAGAGAGCUUUAAGAGAAGAUUAGACAAUUUUAUGGAUGGGGAUAACAGAUAG